Molecule: messenger RNA, 1585 nt
Organism: Haliotis rubra (blacklip abalone)
Lineage: Eukaryota; Metazoa; Mollusca; Gastropoda; Lepetellida; Haliotidae
Product: cilia- and flagella-associated protein 161-like
Exons: 7
Coding region: 138-965 (275 amino acids)
Biological process (GO): cilium assembly
Cellular component (GO): motile cilium
Source: RefSeq, a predicted model, not a curated record
CCAAUCGUUCAAUAUAUAACAAAAUUAGUAAUUGUUUUAACAUUUUAGUGUACUAACUGCGGUCCUGUCAUGUUGCCAAGGUAAACUUCUCAAGCAUCAUCUGGCAGUUCGGGAAAAGGCAUUGGAGUAGUAUCAUCAUGAACGUGAGGACAUACAACCCGUCCGUCAGAGUUGGCAAUUGGAAUGAAGACAUACAGCUAGAGGAGGACACCCUGAAGGAUUUCCUUGAGAGAAGGCAGAAUGGCCAACUCCUCAUCCAGCAGUCUCACAGUCUUGGAGCAACAUUACUCCAGAAGAGAGACCUGAGUGUAUCACUUGAUGGAUGUGUCCACUUCGGAGAUGUUGUGAUGCUGACAUGCCCGGAGGCAGUAGACAGAACCAAAUACUCAUCCGGCGUUAAUCCCCGGGACCAGUGUGCACUGGCUGCCAGUUCCAUGGAUAUAACUGGUUCCAGGAACAUGGAGCCAGUCCUGCGAUCUGUGUUCGUCAUCAAGAGUGUGGACGGUUCUGCAGAUGCUCAGCCUCUGAAAUAUGGUCAAGCUUUCCACCUCUCUACUGUUGAUGAGGCAGGGAAUCUGCUGCUACACAGUGACCAGGUUUCAUUCGGGAAAACUGCCAAGAAGUCUCGCCAUCAACGGGUAUCUCUAGUGUCCGAGGCCUCCUACCUAACGCAGUGGCAGGUCAAGUAUCACGACCCGAGGCUCAGGAUGGAGUUUGAAGGGGCACCUGUUCCAGCAAAUGACUUAGUGAUCAUCACCCAUUGUAAGACAAAUCAGAAUCUGGCUGUCGAGCAGGCCUUCCUUUUGGGAACCCCUAUGGGCCGAGAAUAUGAGAUUUCCUGUCACACCUUUCUCAACUCACACAAAGCUGAGGAAGACGUCAACAAAUGGACAUUCAAACUAUCCAUGCCAGGAAAUGAUAUUUAUCCCGUUGCCAAGGAAACCAGCAAUGUAACUUCAGAAUGAAGCCCUCCCACGUCAGCCAAUGUAGAGCAGAACAACUGAUUCCAGCACAGGGAUUCACAAAACACAAGAUAGUGACAUAUUUUAAGUUUCAUUUCAUAUUUAUGAAAAACAGUUCAUAAUGCCAUGUAACAGGCUAUGUUUUUGUAAAUAUUACAACAAAUUCUAGUGACCUUUAUCAAAUCCUGUUUAAGUGAAUACUUUGUGUUUUUUGUGUAAAUAAUGCCAUCAUUAUAGAUUAAAUUGGGAAGUGCCAUUUUCAUGUUGCGUGGAUUGGGGAAAUUCUCAUCCUUCAGUGACUUCUUUACAGGUUUAUUGUUCUGUUUUUACAAAUAUAUGAUCUUAGUUUGUUCUGAAUCUUUUUCUUUUACUUCUUGUAUUUUAUUCCAUGGAUAUUAUUUCUGAAUUUGGUCACAUGAUUGUGUGAAUAGACGUCAGUACAAUACAGUUACAUUCAGGGCAGAUUUGGGCUUAAUUGACAUUAGCAUAUAUGCAAAAUCAGACAUCAGAAAUGUGCGGAGUUAUGUCCCUUUUUGUCACUCAUUUGUAUGUUCAAGAUUUUGCCUGCUUGUUAUAUGUUUAAAUAUAUGUACAUAUAUGUAUAAAACAUACAUCAAAACAUA